Molecule: messenger RNA, 2316 nt
Organism: Diversispora eburnea
Lineage: Eukaryota; Fungi; Glomeromycota; Glomeromycetes; Diversisporales; Diversisporaceae
Source: the annotation of a GenBank genome assembly
AUGUCUAAUAAUACUCAAAAAAAGAUGAAACAAGAAGAUAAUAAAAAUGGUCUAAUGUCAAAAUUUAGAAAAAGUAUUCGCAAGAAAAAAGAAACCAAAGAUAUUCCUAACGAAAAAACUGUUACAAUAGUUCAAGAACCCCAGUCUAACACGAAAGAGAAAGCUGAUAGUGAUUAUGCGAAAAGUAUUGACAGUAAUAAUAAUCGUAAUAGUAUGUAUAGCUUAAAUCGUAGCAGUAUGCUUCCUGAUAUGGAUAAAUUAUAUGAAGAAUUUGAAAAGGUAAAAAAUGAAGCCGAUAAGGUCAAAGAAGAUUUAGAGCAUCGUAAUCAAACUUUAACCAAUGAACUUGAGGCAAGCAAACAAACUAUCGAAAAACUUCAAAAAGGUGACUCUGCACAACCAGAUAAUACAGAGUUUGACCAAUUAAAGAUUGAAUUACAGCAAAAAGAUGUUAUCGUUCAAGAAUUGAAUUCUCAAUUGGCUACUAUAAAAGAUGAAUUCGAAAAGUUCAAGAAAGAAACAUCUGAGAGAAUUCAAGUUGAACCUGAAGAACUGAAUAAAAAAGCCGUUCUUGUGGACAACCAACAAGAAAUUAUCAAUUUAAAGUCAGAACUUGAACAACGUAACUCUACCAUUCAACAACUUACCUCAGAAUUGACGGCCACAAAAAAAGAUGAUGAAAAAUUCUCCGUUAAACAAGAAAAAAAUAAUGAUGCUCAAAACAAAAUUGAACAACUUCAACUCGCUUUAAACGAAAGCAAAGCAGAAAACGCCAAACUAUUAACAGAAAUUGGUCAAAAAGUUAAUCACAUCGAUCAACUUACAUCCGAUCUUACGGCUAGUCAAAAAGAGAUAAAAUCGACCUCUAACGAAAAUAUCACAUUGAAAGCCAUCAUUGAAGAGACAAGGAGUUCUCUUGAUUCGAGUGUUGAAGAAAAUGCUCAUCUAACUACUAGUCUCGAGAAAACGCAAAGUUUACUUAAAUUAAAAACAAAAGAAUUAAACAAUCUAACCAAUCUCAUGGAAAAUAGCAAACGUUCUCUCAGCAAGAAUACUGAUGAAAUAGCGGAUCUGAAAGAUGAUGUAAAGAAAGGAGAGAAAAUUAUUAAUGAACUAAGAGCUGAGCUAAAAGCAAGUAAAGUUGAAGCAGAAACCGCCAAAAAAGCUGUUACCGAGCAGCAACAACAUUUUGAUCAAUCUACGAAAAUUAAAUUAGAAAAAAUAGUUGCUGAAAAGGAAGAAAUGAUAAAAGAAAACAAAAUGAUUGCAGCUGAACUUCAAAACGCAAAAUCCGAAAUUCGUGAUUUGAAAACCAAGAAAUCUGAAUCUGAAUCUGCUCAAAAGGUUUUACAGCAUGAACUUAAACAGUACAAUUCAUCCUUACAAGAACUCAAAGAUCAACUUGAGAGUCGCGAUCAAACCAUACAAAACCAAUUAGAAAUGAUCAAACUAACGGUACCAAAAGAUCACCACGAUUCCGUUCAAUCAGAACUUGAAUCAAUAAAGGCCGAACUUUAUUCAGUAAAAUAUAAACACGAAAAUGUUUCAACACCCGAUGAACUUCGAGAAGAACUAUCUUCUACAAAGGCUGAAUUAAAAGCCACAAGAGAAGCAAGUGAAUGGGAAAAAAGUCGUAAUGAACGUAUAAUAUCAGAGUUGAGGCAUCAAUAUGAAACCUUAUCAACCUCAUUGCGUGUUAAAGAACAAGAAUUUGAAAAAUACAACGCACUCGAACAACAGUACAUAAAAUUACAACAACAAAAUGACUCAACGAAGAUGCAAUUACAGCAAAAUGAAUCAAUGAAGAUUCAAUUACAACAACAAAAACAACAAAAUGAAUUAAUGAAGAUUCAAUUACAACAACAAAAUGAAUCAGCGAAGACGCAAGCUCAAAAAUUAAUAAAAGAAAACGAAAGACUAAGAACUGAAAAAUCAAAGUUGGAAUCAGCACGAAAAGCACGUGAACAAACCGAAAAGGCUCAGCAAUCACAAAAAUCAUCAAAAACAUCUCCUAAGAUUAGUGUAAUACCUAUCGAAUCCGAACCAAUAGAAACUGUCAUAGAUCGCAGUAUAGGUCAGACGACGUCUCCGAAACUUCAACCAACAUCAACAUCGCAUUCAAAUAAUUCGAAACAUAAUGAUGUCGUUGAGACAACGCAGACAACAAGAAGCGUAGAAGUAAUACCUCAAGCCAAUAUCAUGUCACCGGAAGGUCAACAAAAUGUAGCAAUUUCACAGUCCAAGAAAGAAGAGGGCUGGGUUACCGUUCAGAAACGAAGACAUAUUAAACCAAGGAACAGUACGGUAAUGACAUAA